Molecule: messenger RNA, 948 nt
Organism: Aspergillus chevalieri
Lineage: Eukaryota; Fungi; Ascomycota; Eurotiomycetes; Eurotiales; Aspergillaceae
Product: Voldacs domain-containing protein
Exons: 2
Coding region: 1-948 (315 amino acids)
Biological process (GO): mRNA cis splicing, via spliceosome
Cellular component (GO): spliceosomal complex; cytosol
Source: RefSeq, a predicted model, not a curated record
AUGGAACCCCUCACCACACCCCCGGAAGCCUCCUCCUUCGUCCUCCUCGCCGACCACCAGUCGCGCACCCCCGCGUCCUUCCACUCCGGUCCCCCAGUCCUCCACUACCACAGCAAGGCCUGCAAACUCGUCAUCUCCGAGCGCGAUCUGCUCUCUGUUCCGGUGUUGAAUGCUAUUCGUGGCGACGCUACUUCUAACGGAAACGCUGAAAAUGGCAACGCUGAAGGUGAAGGAGAAGAGGUCGUGAUCGACGGUGUUGAUGUCUGGGUUACUUCUGAUAAAUUCCUCCUCUACACCUCCACCACUUCCACCGGGGUCUCAAUCCCCUACCCCUCCAUCUCACUGCACGCCAUCCAACGCCUAAAACUCCCUACCUCGCCGUCCGACGAAGUCCAAGGCCUGUACAUGCAAAUCGCAACCCCCACACCAACCGGUCCCUCCGCAGACGACGAAGAAGAAUGCAUCACCCUCACCAUCGUACCACCCACAGCACCAGAUUCCUUGGGCGGGACGUCGACAAAUGAAACCGCAACGCUCACAGCCGCUGAACGCGCGACGGAGGAUCAGACGACAGGACCCGGUGCAAAUGAUCAGUCAGCGACGCAGAUGCUCUACGGGGCUGUGUCUGCUUGUUCGAAUUUACAUCCCGAUCCUGUUCUUCCUGGUGAUGAGGAGGAUGAAGGUGAAGAAUGGGAUGGGGAGGGUGACGAGGCGGUGCAGCAAAUUGGUCUCCCGCCUGCUAUGCCGGGAAGUUCAGGGUGGAUUACGGCGGAGAAUAUGCAUGAGUAUUUUGAUGAGGAGGGGAAUUGGAUCGCUGGUGGGCAGGAGCCGAUGUUGCCUUUGGGGCCUGGUGCUGGGACGGUGAGGCCGAGGGAUGAGGAGAAUGGGGUUAGCGGGCAGGAGGGGGAGGGGGAGAAUGACGAGGCUAAAUGGCAGAGGACUGAUUAA